Molecule: messenger RNA, 1851 nt
Organism: Gaeumannomyces tritici R3-111a-1
Lineage: Eukaryota; Fungi; Ascomycota; Sordariomycetes; Magnaporthales; Magnaporthaceae
Product: NADH-ubiquinone oxidoreductase 49 kDa subunit
Exons: 3
Coding region: 198-1634 (478 amino acids)
Biological process (GO): mitochondrial electron transport, NADH to ubiquinone
Molecular function (GO): NADH dehydrogenase (ubiquinone) activity; quinone binding; NAD binding
Source: RefSeq, a predicted model, not a curated record
GACGGCCGCCACGAGAUUGACGCUCACCACCGGAAUCGAGCGAGCCCCUCCCUCGGCCCAAUUGACGACGACGCGUUGCCACUGCCAGAGGCACAGAGCCCUGAGAGGUUUCACGUCCAUGCCCUCUCUGCGGACCGGCCUCUCCUCGACACCCGCCCACGAACACGCCCCUGCCCACCCCCCGAAUUAAAGCCGCAAUGACUUCGCUCUAUCGCCUGGCCGGCCGAGCCGCCGCGAAGCGCCUGUUCCUCCGGCCCGCCAUCCCCUCCCAGACCCCCUUCGCCGCCGCCUCAAUAAGAUGCUUCUCCACCGCCCCCCGCCGACGCUACGCCGAGCCCGCCACCUACCAGCCGACGCGCCUGGUGCCCGUAGACAGCAACUUCCAGCCCGCCGCCGACCCCUACGACGUCGAGCACGAGGGCGAGGACCACGUCCGGGCGCCGCGCGACGAUGCUAUCGAGGACCGCAAGAUCCGCCACUACACGGUCAACUUUGGCCCGCAGCACCCGGCCGCCCACGGCGUGCUCCGCCUCAUCCUCGAGCUAAGCGGCGAGGAGAUUAUACGGGCUGACCCGCACGUCGGCCUGCUGCACCGCGGCACCGAGAAGCUGUGCGAGUACAAGACGUACCUCCAGGCCCUGCCGUACUUUGACCGUCUCGACUACGUUUCCAUGAUGACCAACGAGCAGUGCUUCGCCCUCGCCGUCGAGAAGCUGCUCAACGUCGAGAUCCCCGAACGCGCAAAGUUUAUCCGGACCCUGUUUGGCGAGAUCACUCGUGUCCUCAACCACCUCAUGUCCGUCCUGUCCCAUGCCAUGGACGUCGGCGCUCUCACGCCUUUCCUGUGGGGCUUCGAGGAGCGAGAGAAGCUGAUGGAAUUCUACGAGCGUGUCUCGGGUGCCCGUCUGCACACUGCCUACGUGCGGCCCGGUGGUGUUCACCAGGACAUUCCCGCCGGUCUCCUCGACGACAUCUACCAGUGGGCGACGCAGUUUGGCGACCGCAUCGACGAGACAGAGGAGAUGCUGACGGACAACCGCAUCUGGAUCAACCGUCUGCAGGGCGUGGGCGUGGUCUCGGCCGCCGAGGCGCUCAACUUGUCCUUCACGGGCGUCAUGCUCCGCGGGUCGGGCGUGCCGUGGGACGUGCGCAAGAGCGCGCCCUACGACGCCUACGACCAGGUCGAGUUCGACGUGCCCGUGGGCGUCAACGGCGACUGCUAUGACCGCUACCUGUGCCGCAUGGAGGAGUUCCGUCAGUCGCUGCGCAUCAUCCACCAGUGCCUCAACAAGAUGCCCGCCGGCCCCGUCCGGGUCGAGGACUACAAGAUCUCGCCCCCGCCGCGCGCGGCCAUGAAGGAGAACAUGGAGGCCCUCAUCCACCACUUCCUGCUCUACACCAAGGGCUACGCCGUCCCGCCGGGGGACACCUACUCGGCCAUCGAGGCCCCCAAGGGCGAGAUGGGCGUCUACGUCGUCAGCGACGGCAGCGAAAGGCCCUACCGCGUCUCCAUCAGGGCGCCCGGCUUCGCCCACCUUGCCGGCUUCGACCACGUCGCCAAGGGCCAUCUGCUCGCCGAUGCCGUGGCCGUCAUCGGCACCAUGGAUCUUGUGUUUGGCGAGGUUGACCGGUAGAGAGGAAUAUGAAAUUCAAAUCUUAAGUCAUGCAGGAGUAGGGUGAAGUAGAGGAUAAAGAACGGGGCCUGGUUUGGGCCAUUCCGUCAGUGUAGUGAUGGUCGCAAUAAAAAUGUUCAUACUCUAAAACGUGGAAAUUUAAAACGCAGUGCAGGUGGGCGGGGCGGUGUCGGAAAGCAUCGAUGAAUGAAUGGACUGGGGACCGGAUUCUCGUCCC